AUGGAGCCCGCCGGCCUCGUCAUUGGGGUCGCUGGGCUCGCUGGGCUAUUCAACUCCUGCCUGGAAGCCCUUACUCGAUCAAGGCUGCCAAAACCCGCUUCGAACGAUGGGGCCCGGACGACAACGACACGUCCGCCGGUGGCUAUUUGCGAUGCGAGCAACGCGCCCCAACGCCGUACUCGGGCCACCGGGCCAGACGUCAAUGACUCGUCGGGCUUGCACGAGCCGGGGCUCCCCUUCGCUGCGGCGUCCCGGUCGAGACGAGGGAAGAUGUCCUGGGCACUCUGGGGCAAAAGAGGGCGCGUUGAACAGGUCGAAUUAUUCGAAAAGCUGGUUCAAGAACUGCACAACCUGGUGCCCCCGACUACUGGGGAGAGUACACGACCGACACACAAGCCGGACCCAGGAUGCACCGAUACGCUCGGACAAGGCAUGGACUCUAGAAGAUUGAAACGAGGACUCGAAAAAACUGAAUUGAUAGCUAUAAUAAUGACUAACUAUUAA
Messenger RNA from Fusarium redolens, 504 nucleotides. RefSeq lists its product as uncharacterized. The record is from RefSeq and is a predicted model, not a curated record. Lineage: Eukaryota; Fungi; Ascomycota; Sordariomycetes; Hypocreales; Nectriaceae. The transcript is spliced from 5 exons. Bases 1 to 504 code for a protein of 167 amino acids.